AUGGAGCUUGAGCAAGAUUUUUUGGCUCAUAAGAGGGAUGAAGAGUACCUGAAGAAGGAGAGUAAGGUUGACCGUGCAUCAAAAGCUUCGUCGAGUCAACAUGGCGGUGGGAAGAAAAGAAAGGGGCAUUUGAAUCAAGGGAAUCGUGGUCAGAAGGAUGGCGGCAACGAAAGAGCAGUAGUGUCAGCUGAAGGUGAGGUUGUUGGCGCUAAACCAAUUAAUUUCUACGGGUUUUGUUAUAACUAUCGUGAAAGGGGGCAUAAGGCAUCAGAAUGUACCAAAGAAAAAGUUCAGACAACAGAUAUACGUGAGCAACCAAACACUGGGGUUGCAAACUGUAAUGUGCAUCUUCGUGGCCAGGGUCAACUCUUUGCUGUGCAACCUCCUGAGACGGAGAAUGCUACUUUAGGAGGUACUUUCUUUAUUUUAGGAGAGACUGUUAGUAUUUUAUUUGAUACCGGAGCUACUCAUUCUUUCAUUUUUGCUAAGUUAGUUCACGUGGUAAAUAUUUCUAUGAAAGUGUGUGAUUUUCCUUCAUGUGUUGCCACUCAUACGAGUAGUAUGGUAGAGUUGAGUAACAAGGUUGAUGCUUGUCCUAUUAUGAUUGGAUAUGUUGAGCAUUUGGCGGAUCUUUAUGUGUUAGAGAUGGUUCCUUACGAUGUAUAUUAG
Messenger RNA from Papaver somniferum (opium poppy), 669 nucleotides. RefSeq lists its product as uncharacterized. The record is from RefSeq and is a predicted model, not a curated record. Lineage: Eukaryota; Viridiplantae; Streptophyta; Magnoliopsida; Ranunculales; Papaveraceae. The transcript has 2 exons. Bases 1 to 669 code for a protein of 222 amino acids.